Messenger RNA from Hevea brasiliensis (rubber tree), 972 nucleotides. RefSeq lists its product as uncharacterized. The record is from RefSeq and is a predicted model, not a curated record. The transcript is spliced from 4 exons. NCBI's taxonomy places the organism in Eukaryota, Viridiplantae, Streptophyta, Magnoliopsida, Malpighiales, Euphorbiaceae. Bases 1 to 972 code for a protein of 323 amino acids.
AUGAAAGAAGAUGAAGACAAGAAUGAGUCUACUUCAAUUCAAGGUGAAGUCAAUAAGGAAAAAAGUAAGAAGAAAAAAGCUGAGAAAGAAGUUGAAGAAAAUUAUGUACCUUCACCACCAUACAAGCCACCAUUGCCUUAUCCUCAAAGGUUUCAGAAGUUCCUGAAGGAAAUUUUAUCCAAUAAAGGGACGCUGGAAGAUUAUGAAAGUGUGGCAUUAACAGAAGAGUGUAGUGCUCUCUUGCAAAAUAAGCUCCCACCAAAGUUGAAGGAUCCAAAAAGUUUUUCUAUUCCUUAUAAUAUUAGAGAUACUAGCAUUGACAAAGCAUUGUGUGAUCUUGGAGCUAGUGUAAGCUUGAUGCCAUUAUCCAUUUGUGAGAAGCUAAAGGUUGGAGAAUUGAAGCCAACGACCAUUUCUUUACAACAAGCUAAUCGAUCCAUUAAAUAUCCAGUGAGAAUUUUGGAAAAUGUUCCCUUAAAAGUUGGAAAAUUUUUCAUUCUUAUGGAUUGUGUGGUUCUUGAAAUGGAAGAGGAUAUUCAUAUUCCUAUCAUUUUAGGAAGGCCAUUUUUAGCCACAUCUAGUGCUAUCAUAGAUGUGAAGAAUGAUAGAUUAACAUUAAGAGUUGAAGAUGAGGAGAAACAUCAUGAAGUUGAUCCUUGUCUAAGGAUAUAUGUCAUUGAUGAAAUUGUGGAAGAAGAAUUUAGAAAAAGAUAUCAUGAAGACCCUUUGGAGAAUUGUUUAGUGCAUAGUAGGACAACAAAAGAUGAAAAUCCUAAAGUUAUAGCUUUUGCUCAAAUUUUGGAAGCUACUCAAGAAGUUACAGGGGAUCAAGUGUUGCAAGUUGAAGAAUUAAAGCAUGAAAUUGCACAACCACCUUUGCCAGAUGAGGAGAAAGCACCACAGGUAGAUCUCAAACCACUUCCAUCUAUACUAAGGUUGAAGGAAGAUUUGACAACAGCACCUAUCAUGUAA